Molecule: messenger RNA, 1683 nt
Organism: Impatiens glandulifera
Lineage: Eukaryota; Viridiplantae; Streptophyta; Magnoliopsida; Ericales; Balsaminaceae
Product: putative UPF0481 protein At3g02645
Exons: 3
Coding region: 1-1683 (560 amino acids)
Source: RefSeq, a predicted model, not a curated record
AUGUCAUCUUCUUCAAAUUCCUCAAACUUCAACGAACACAGAUGGGUAAUUUACAUUCAAAAAACCCUAAAUGAAGAUCAAGAAGAUACCAACGAUUUCUCCAUCACCAUCUUCACCAUCCCCAAAACCCUAAUGGUUUCCGAUCCAGAUUCUUACAUCCCUCAUCAAAUCGCCAUAGGACCUUACCAUCAUUCCCGUCCAGAGCUAUACGAAAUGGAGCGUUACAAACUUGCUGCCGCCAAAAGAACCCAAAAAUCCUUCCAACCCAUUAAAAUUCAUCACAUCGUCGAUCAUUUCUCAAAAUUCGAAUCCAAAAUUCGUUCUUCUUACAACAAAUUUCUCGAUUUCAAUGGCGAAACGUUGGCCUGGAUGAUGGUUGUUGAUGUUUGUUUCCUUCUUGAGUUUCUCCGAGUUUAUGUUGAUAAAGAAGGAAAUCUCCGGCCACGAAUUCAUAAUUCAAUUCUAAGAGAUGUUAUGAUGAUGGAGAAUCAGAUUCCUUUGUUUCUUCUUAGAAUUGCGUUAGAAUUCCGCGGAGAAACGAAGGAAUCGGCUGAUGAACUGUUACUUUGCAUGAUAAUGGGUAUGUCUGAAGAGAUUUCGCCGUUGAAGAUGAUCGGAGAACUGCCGCCGGAGAAUAUUUCAGUUCAUGAAUCAGCACACUUUGUUGAUUUCCUUUAUAAUUUACUCGUGCCUAAAUCUAUAGAUUAUCCUGAUGAAGAUGCGACAUUUGUUGAUGAUCAGAAUUCAACUGAAUUUGCUGGACAUUUGAGUUAUGCCCGCCAAGUGUUCGACAAAAUGCGGAUGAAAUUUAACACGGAAAGAGGUUUAUUCAAAAACAUAAUUUCGUCUAAACCGGUUAGAUUAGCGAUUAAAUUACCUCUAUCGAUUAUCCUUAACUUACCCAUUAUUAAUCUUUUUAAACAACCUUUAGAACAUAUGUCAUUUAACAAAGGGCUUGAAAAAAAAGACGAUGAAAAUAGUAACAACCUAAACAAACCUCCUUUAAUGGAAGAAAUUUCAAUUCCAUCAGUUUCGGAACUCAUUUUAGCGGGAGUGAAAUUCGUGCCUACUACACAAAACAAUAUAAUGACAAUCAACUUCGAUGAAUCCACGUCAACAUUUUACCUUCCAACUGUCGUCCUAGAGGUAAACACGAGAUCGGUUUUGAGGAAUUUAGUGGCAUACGAGACUUGCACAUCAUCCGGACCGUUGAUUUUCACACGUUAUACCGAGAUGAUGAAUGGGAUCAUCGACACAGAAGAGGACGCUCGAUUGUUGAGGGAAAAAGGGAUCAUAGUGAACCAUUUGAAGAGCGAUGAGGAGGCGGCUGAUUUAUGGAAUGGGAUGAGCAAAUCUAUCAAAUUGACGAAAGUGUUGUUUCUUGAUAAAACGAUUGAAGAUGUGAACAAGUAUUAUCAAAGUAGUUGGAAGGUUAAGGUAUCAAUAUGUCUCACAAGUCAAAAGAUGUGGUGGGCGGUGGGGCGGCGGCUGGGCGAUUCUCCAAUCGGCGGCGGCGGCAGAAAUCCAGUCGGGCGCGGCGACAGUGCGAUUCUUCAAGCGGCGCGGCGGCUCAGCAGUUCUUCAAUCGUCGUCGAGGUCUUCAAGCAGUGGGCUGUUGGCGGCGUCGUCUUCAAUCCGGCGUCGUCUUCAAUCCGGCGUCGUCUUCAAUCGAGCGUCGGGUAG